GCUAAGGAGAAAACCAAUGGAGGUGCUUUGCGCCUACGGUUCUUCAUGGUAGCGGAGCGGGACACGAUCCUGCUGAUUGAGCCCAUCACGCAGUUUGCACUGCUCAGGGAGCUGAGCUUUGAUGGCCGACCCUCCGGCUAUCGGGACUUCAGGCGGAAGGUCAUUCUUGGAGUGGCCGGCUUGGAGGACAAGAUCCAGCAUCUGGCUGGACCUAGGCUUCUGCAGCGUCUGCAUGGAGAAGCCUGGCGGGCAACGGAGCACCUCACGGUGUCAACGUUGCGGAGCACAGAAGGUUGGCUUCGAGUGCUGAAGGCCCUGGACGAGCACUACAAGUAUCUGCCAGAGACGGAAUUACACGAGGCGAUAGAUGAGUUCAUGUUCCUCCUCAAGAAGCGCAACAACGAAGGCGCUACAGCGUUCGCCUCGAGGUUCAAGACCCAGCUCAGCAGAGUACAAUCGCUCAUAGCCCAGGAGCGGGAGACCUCUAGGCGGAAGAGGAAUCUGGAGAGGAUGGAUCCCGAAGUGAAACUCCUGAUGCAGCUGCUGCCGCAGACACUGCAUCGGUUCCUUCGGCGAGCCCUGGAGAACGAGAAGGUUCUGUGCGAAGCGGGAGCCACCGUAGUCAUCGUGCUGAUGGAGCCGGUACUGCUGCCGGAUCCACACGGAGCUCAGGUCGUGGUGUUCGACGACCUCGAGAAGAAGAUGAGGCCAGUGUUCCCGCAAUCAGUGCUUGGGCACCUGUUCAUGCGGAAGUUUGGCCUCAGUCGGGAGCAGCGCGCUCAGGUCAUCCGGGCUACGGGAGGUUCCUCCAGGUUUCAGGAUGUGGAGCGCAUUAUGCGCGCGUCAGACAUGGAAGAUCGCCGCCCGGAGCAACGUCCACAGCUGCCCCACAAGGGCAAGCGGGAGGUCUACGCGAUGGAGUACGGCGACGACUCUAGCGAACUCAUCGAGCCCGACUUCGAGGACUCCGACGAAGAGGUCAAUGCGGUCUACCAGGAUGAGUACGACCCCGAGGAGGACCCCGAGGAGCAAGAAGAGCUGGCCGAGAUCUACGCAGUCCAGCAGAAGGCGAAGAAGGAGUUCAAGAAGAGCUACAGGACCUACAAGGAGUCGAAGAAGAAGGUCCGCGAGAUCAAGCGAGCUAGGCAGCCCUACUUGCCGGUGGUCGCACUUCAGGAGAGCGAUCCCAGCGGUCCGUCACAUGGGUCCGCCAAGCCAGUCUUCAAGUACGACAAGAAACCGGCAAAAGGCGCAGGAAAGAAAGGCGCUGACCGGAAGCCUGUCCGGAAGGAAGAGGCCCACCUCGCCGGCGAGUCCUUCAUCACCGAGUUCAACUACAUGGUGAAUACCGACGAGAUGGAGGUGCUGCUCAACUCGAUCCCGAUCGGCCGUGCCAUCAUCGACACGGGAUGCACUUCCAGUGUGGUUGGAGAGGACACCGUCGAGGCCCUGACCAAGCACUUCAUCAGUCAGCAAGUGCCAGCUCCACAGGAGGUCAGUCUGCCUCCAGUCGAGCUGAAGGGAUUCAACGGCCACACGGAGAGAGCCACAAAAGGCCUCAAGUGGCUGGUGAGGCUUGGGUCAUUGUGGGGCUACAUCACCACCUACGUGAUCCCAGGUAAAACCCCGUUCCUGCUGUCUCGUAAAGUGUUGCAGGGCAUGGAGGCCACCUUGGACAUGGGCAACCUCACCAUCACCAGCAAGAAGCAUGGGAUGAUCCGGGUGCCACUUCAACAAGCAGCCAACGGGCAUUUGAUGAUGCCGCUCUUGGAUGAAGGCUUGGAUCAGAGUUGGCAGCCAGGACGUGAUCCUCGCCAGAACCAUCGUGAAGGCGAGACUCUGGUCAUGGACGAUAGCAACUACGAGCCCUACGUGGAGCCGUCGGACGAGAAGAUUGUGGAGCCCGAG
Messenger RNA from Effrenium voratum, 1908 nucleotides. Lineage: Eukaryota; Dinophyceae; Suessiales; Symbiodiniaceae. The record is from the annotation of a GenBank genome assembly.